Molecule: messenger RNA, 1443 nt
Organism: Zymoseptoria tritici IPO323
Lineage: Eukaryota; Fungi; Ascomycota; Dothideomycetes; Mycosphaerellales; Mycosphaerellaceae
Exons: 1
Coding region: 1-1443 (480 amino acids)
Biological process (GO): tRNA modification; mRNA pseudouridine synthesis
Cellular component (GO): mitochondrion
Molecular function (GO): pseudouridine synthase activity; RNA binding
Source: RefSeq, a predicted model, not a curated record
AUGUCCUCCUCCUCCUCCAACAACAAAAUCCUCGAAGGAGUCUUCGGUACUGUACGCUUCCACCAACCCUCCUUCCUCCCAUCCACUAACCCUUCUUCUCCAGCAAUCGCCAAACCCCCCUCCAUAACCUCCGCCCAAGUCAUCCGCUCCGUCCAACAACACUUCGAACCCUCCUCCCUCUUUGCACCGUGGCUAGCCCGGGAAAAAACCCGCCAACAAGCCGAAUCCGCGAAUCAAAAGACUAAACGGAAAUGGCGCGGUCGAAGGGCCGCGAGUGUGAAAAUGGGGCAUGGAGGAACAUUAGACCCGAUGGCCACUGGCGUGCUCAUCCUCGGCGUGGGAGCGGGCACGAAGCAACUUGGAUAUUACACAACCGGCUGCACGAAGAGCUAUGAGACUGUGGUUCUGUUUGGAGCGAGUACAGACACUUACGAUGUGGAAGGAAAAGUGAUCGCGAGGAAAGCGUUCGAGCAUAUCACACGGGAGAAAGUGGAGACGGCCUUGGCUGCGUUUCGAGGGAAGAUCCAGCAGAAACCGCCGAUAUACUCGGCGUUGAAGGUGCAAGGGAAGAAAAUGUACGAGUAUGCGAGAGAGGGCAAGGAGGUUCCCGGGGAAGGGAUCAAGGAGAGGAGUGUGGAGGUGCUGGAGUUGGAUGUGGUGGAGUGGUGGGAGGGUGGGGAGCAUGAGUACAGGUGGCCGGAGGAGGCGGUGGCAGAGGAAGUGGAGGAGAAGGUAAUGGGCGAUGGCGAGGGGGCGGUGCAAGAGCCUGUCGCUGGCCAAAAACGAGAGCGAUCGCAAGAAGAAGACGACAGCAGCGCACAGCCGACGACGACAGAAGCCGCUGAACCGCCCGCCAAGCGCUCCAAACCAGACAAGACUCCGCCGCCAUCACCCAAAAAGUCAAAGAAAUACUACUCUGCCCCUCCACCCACCUCCCAGACUCACCUCCCACGCUGUCCCGCCCCAGCAGUCCGCCUCCGAAUGAAAGUCACCUCUGGCUUCUACGUACGCUCCCUCUGUCACGACCUCGGAGUCGCCGUCGACUCCUUGGCAACAAUGGCGAGGUUAGUACGUACACAGCAAGGAGACUUCGAGCUGGGCAAGAACGUGCUGGAUUUCGAGGAUUUGGAAAAGGGAGAGGAGGUCUGGGGGGAGAAGGUUAGGGGUAUGCUUGGAGGAGGAGAUGGAGACGGGGUGAAGGGUGAGGAUGUCGAGGUGGAGGUGGAGGAGAAUGCAGUAGAGGCGAAGAAUGAACAGGGCACGCGAAGUGGUCAAGCGUCUGCUGUGAAGACUGCAGAGGCGGUUGAGCAGACCGAAGGAGGAGCGGCGCAGAGCAGUAAUGCUAUACUCGAGCGCGACGCUGCAGAGGCUGCAGAACAGACCUCUACAGAGAAGGAGGAUGCAAGGAGAGCAGAGCUUCUAGCCAGCAGAGGCUAUUCUUGA